This is a messenger RNA of Sipha flava (yellow sugarcane aphid), 1877 nucleotides long. RefSeq names its product membrane-bound alkaline phosphatase-like. The record is from RefSeq and is a predicted model, not a curated record. Gene Ontology annotation, molecular function: alkaline phosphatase activity. Lineage: Eukaryota; Metazoa; Arthropoda; Insecta; Hemiptera; Aphididae. The coding region runs from base 57 to 1757 and encodes 566 amino acids. The transcript is spliced from 7 exons. Gene Ontology annotation, biological process: dephosphorylation.
ACACGACAAGUUAUUGUUAUUUUCAUCGUAUUUGCAGCCAUAACGGACCCACCACGAUGCAACGGCUGUACGAGGUUUUGUACGUUUUCGCGGUUAUCCUGUUGUCGCUUUUCGGAGUAACAAACAGUUUUGAGUUAUCACACAUUGAAACCGAUGCCGAGAUUAUUGCUGACAGAAAACGAGCGAGCAACGAUAACAUUAGACCAGGGGAAAAUGACAAGAAGUUUUGGAAAGACAUCGGAAACAGUCUUCUGCACCAGAAGUUGCAAGAAAAACGACAAUACGGUGUGGCUAAAAACGUGAUCUUCUUCAUCGGUGACGGUAUGUCGAUAACCACGUUGGCCGCUUCCAGAAUUUAUAUGGGGCAGAUGAAUAAUCGAACUGGUGAAAACGAAAUGUUAUCAUUUGAGGAGUUUCCGCACACCGGACUGUCUAAGACCUACUGCGUGGACAGUCAAGUAGCCGACUCGGCGUGCUCAGCCACGGCGUACCUGACGGGUGUGAAGGGCAACAUCGAGACCAUCGGUGUGUCCGGCACUGUAUCCCUGCGUGACUGUAUCGCUAGCAACGAGCCCGAAAAUCAGGUGGAGUCCAGCCUAAGGUGGGCGCAACGCGCUGGCAAAAGGACGGGCGUGGUGACCAACAUGAGAGUGACGCACGCCACGCCGGCGGGCGCGUACGCGAACGUGGCCCAACGGGACUGGGAGUGUGACAACGAUAUAGCCAGGGACCAGUUGCUAAAUGACCAUAAGCUGUGUCUCGAAAACUCUCAAGACAUCGCUAGGCAACUGAUCGAAAAUGAUACGGGCAGAAAUCUUAAUGUAAUAAUGGGCGGUGGGAGGAGUAAGUUUUUACCCAACACCACUGUAGAUAAUUAUAACCAUCUAGGACAGAGAAGAGACAACCGGGAUUUGAUCCAAGAAUGGUUGAAUAAAAAUCGAAGAGAGGGGGAACACAGAGCUUAUGUUAGCGACCGAAAGGAACUGAAAUCUCUGAAUACUACACAGACGGAUUUUCUUUUUGGUCUGUUCGCCGAAAGUCACAUGCAGUACAACCUGUUGGCCAACAAGACGGUGGAACCAACCCUGGUGGAGAUGACGGAGGCGGCCAUCGAGGUGCUGUCGAAGGGCGACAAGGGUUUCUACCUGUUCGUGGAGGGCGGCCUCAUCGAUUGGGCGCACCACGACAACCUCGCGCACCUGGCCCUGGACGAGACAGUCAUGUUGUCCAAGGCGGUGAGACGGGCCACGGAGAUGACUUCCAGGGACGACACGCUGAUCGUGGUCACGUCGGACCACUCGCACACCAUGACGCUGAACGGUUACCCGCAACGCGGUAGCGACAUACUCGGACACCCCAGGAUAGCCAAACUGGACAAAAUGCCGUACUCCACCCUGAGCUACGCGAACGGGCCUUCCGCGAGACCGACGGAUCCGGCCACGGGGCAGCGGUAUAACUUGACCAACGACAACACGUCCGACCCCACUUAUAGGUUUCCUUCAUUGGUAAAACUGGUAUGGGAAACGCACGGUGGAGACGACGUAGGGGUGUUCGCCGUAGGGCCGUGGUCUCACCUGUUCGUCGGCAACUACGAACAGAACUUCAUACCGCACGCCAUCAGCUACGCGGCUCAAAUGGGACCGAACGAACAUCGUGUGGACGCCUCUAACCAGCCGUCGUCGGCAUCCAAGGACUUCACAUUCUUCUCAAUCGCGUUACUUGCCUUCUGCUCUAUCGUUUUACAUCUGAGCCGGUAACGAUACACGUAGCAAAUACUCUUCCGGUCUGACAGCGAUUCCGUACACUCAUCACGAUCCGUGCGAUUCGGUGUCGGCGAUUUUGUAAAUUAUUAAUUAUUAAAAACUUUUAGAUCUUAA